This is a messenger RNA of Colias croceus (clouded yellow), 555 nucleotides long. RefSeq names its product allergen Tha p 1-like (gene CSP13). The transcript is spliced from 2 exons. The record is from RefSeq and is a predicted model, not a curated record. Bases 84 to 446 code for a protein of 120 amino acids. Lineage: Eukaryota; Metazoa; Arthropoda; Insecta; Lepidoptera; Pieridae.
CUAGCAUAUAUAAAACACAUCUAAUCAUAUAUAGCGCCCAUUAGAAUUCUAGAAUUCGUUAGAAGCGAUACCAUUAAUCUAAGAUGAUGAAGGUUAUUGCAAUUCUUUGUUUGUUUAUGUUUGCAAAUGCUGAAGACCAAUAUGGCUCAAUCGAUGCUGACAUCAAUCUCUCCGAAGUGUUGAGCAAUGAUCGAUUAUUAGCAUCGUAUGGAAAGUGUUUAGUUAAUAAAGGACCGUGCACUCCUGAAGUUAAAAAACUAAAGGAUAAGAUUCCCGAGGUUUUAGAAACUCAAUGUGCAAAAUGUACUGACAAGCAAAAGAACAUGGGUAAAACCUUAGUUAAGGAAAUUAAAGCAAAACAUCCAAACAUUUGGUCAGACUUGGUUUCGUUUUAUGACCCACAAGGAAAAUACCAGAAAUCAUUUGAAGAAUUUCUUAAAGAUUAAAAAAUAAAAUAACCAUAAUAAUUUAUAAAAUUACCGCGUGAUUAUAACGCUAUCAAAAUUUAAUAUGUAUUAUUAUUGAUAUAACCAAAUUAAACAUUUUAUUUUCAUA